GACACUGUUCAUUAAGUAGUGGACUCUUCACCCUUAGUGACAAAGGUUCAUUAUAAAUACCUUUUGCUUAGCUUGAGGUCUUGAGCACUCUGAUCAUAUACCUGUUGUUUUUCUCUCUUCCUGCUCACUGUGUAAUUUUUAAGUAUUGUUUGUACAUCAUGGUAAAGCUUGUGAUUCCAAAUCCAGGACUGGAAAGAAGGAUUCAAACUUACCAAGAACUUGAAAUAUUAGAAAAAGAAGAGGCAAAUGAGAGACCAAAAUGGGAUAACAAAGCUCAGUAUAUGCUUACUUGUAUAGGCUUUUGUGUAGGACUAGGAAAUGUAUGGCGAUUUCCUUACCUCUGCCAAAGCCAUGGAGGAGGAGCGUUUAUGAUUCCCUUUCUUAUUCUAUUGGUUUUGGAAGGCAUCCCGUUGCUACACCUCGAAUUUGCCAUCGGACAACGCCUAAGAAAAGGCAGUGUGGGGGUGUGGAGUGCAAUCCAUCCUGCCUUAAAGGGAAUUGGUAUUUCUUCCAUGAUGGUAUCAUUUCUUGUUGGUUUGUAUUACAACACUAUCAUAGCCUGGGUGAUGUGGUAUUUUUUUAACUCCUUUCAAGAACCAUUGCCAUGGAGCAAUUGUCCAAUUACGGAGAACAGAACAGAAUACGUUACUGAAUGUGCAAAGAGCUCUCCUGUGGAUUAUUUUUGGUACAGGGAAACACUAAACAUUUCCACAUCAAUAGAUGAUUCAGGCAAUCUCCAAUGGUGGCUUGUACUCUGCUUAGCUUGUGCAUGGGGUGUUUUGUAUGUGUGUACCAUCAGAGGCAUUGAAACAACUGGCAAGGCAGUAUAUGUGACAUCAACUCUUCCAUAUGUGGUACUCACAAUUUUUCUGAUUAGAGGCCUGACUUUAAAAGGUUCUGUAAACGGUAUUAAAUAUUUGUUUACCCCAGAUGUUUCAGAGCUGGCAAACCCAGUUACUUGGCUAGAUGCUGGUACCCAAGUUUUCUACUCCUUCUCUCUUGCUUUUGGAGGACUCAUAUCUUUUUCCAGUUACAAUUCUGUCCAUAAUAAUUGUGAAAAGGAUGCAGUUAUCAUAUCAGUUGUAAAUGGAUUUACAUCAAUAUAUGCUGCCACUGUGAUAUACUCAAUCAUUGGAUUUCGUGCCACAGCCCAAUAUGAUGACUGUUUAGACAGUAACAUCCUUUUAUUGACAAAUACUUUUGACUUGCCAGAGGGAAAUAUAUCACAAGAUAACUAUAAUGACAUGCUAGCUAUGUUAAACCAAACACAAACAGACGUAAUUGAAAAGCUUCAACUUCAAACCUGUGAUCUAGAUACCAUUCUAUCGGAAGGUGUGGAGGGAACAGGCUUGGCUUUUAUUGUCUUCACCGAAGCCAUUACAAAAAUGCCUAUUUCUCCUCUUUGGUCUGUUCUAUUCUUCAUUAUGCUUUUUUGCCUAGGACUUUCCUCUAUGUUUGGUAACAUGGAGGGGGUUUUGGUACCAUUGAUGGAUUUAAAAAUAGUACCCAAGUCUUGGCCGAAAGAAAUUGUAACAGGCUUGAUAUGUGCAGUUUCAUUCCUCAUUGCACUUAUUUUUGUCUUGGAAUCUGGAAACUAUUGGCUUGCACUAUUUGACAGCUUUGCUGGAUCCAUUCCUUUGCUAAUAAUAGCGUUCUGUGAAAUGUUUGCAGUGGUGUACAUAUAUGGAAUAGACAGAUUCAAUGAAGACAUCCAGUUUAUGAUCGGACAUAAACCGAAUAUUUUCUGGCAGGUUACAUGGAGAGUUAUAAGCCCUCUCAUUAUGUUAGUCAUAUUCUUCUUCUACUUUGCGGUAAAGAUUUCUCAAGAACUCUCAUACAUCGUUUGGGAUCCAAAUUAUAAAGAAUUUCCAAAAGCAGAAGAAAAGUCUUAUUCAGGAUGGGUAUAUGCUAUAAUUGUAAUUCUAGCUGGAGUGCCAAGUGUAGUCAUAAUAAUUUAUGCAAUUUAUAAAGUCAUUAGGAACAGAUGGAGAAAAGAUGAUGACCAGAGAGAAAUAAUCAAUGCUACAUCAGUUGCAUCAAUCAACGGAGAAGCUAAAAACCAUGUGUAACAAUUAUUAAUUAAAUCAAAUGGAAAAUAUGUUGAGUUUUGAAACUGUUAAAAUUGUAUAGUUAGAAGGAAUGUUUUAAAAACAAAACGCUCUGGCAAGAUUCUAUUUGAUUUUCUACAAGAGUAGUUAAAUCUUGUAAAUCAAAUAGAAGGAAUGUUUUAAAUACAAAUGACAAUGUGAAAUAUUGCCAGCUUGACAAAAUAGAUGGUUCUUAUGUUUUCCAUCUCUAACAAAACAAUUUGACUCAUCUCACUGCAAAUAUAAUAGGUGGAAAAACUAUUUGUAAUACAUUGUAAUAACCAUAUCUGUUAAACUUAAAAUAAUGUGAAAUGUGCCCCUAAACAAAGAUAUUCUGAACUAAAACUCAAUCUUCAAAUGAUGAUAAUGUCACUGCUAUCCUUUCCUUAUUAAUAUGAUAUAAGACUUUCCCAGCGCAAUGUUAAAAUGUUUUGGGGUUAAGAUAAAGAAAUACAGUUUUUGUGUGUAUUACUAAAAGUUUUAAUUAAAUAUACAUAUAUUAGAAUCA
Molecule: messenger RNA, 2595 nt
Organism: Spea bombifrons (plains spadefoot toad)
Lineage: Eukaryota; Metazoa; Chordata; Amphibia; Anura; Pelobatidae
Gene: SLC6A19
Product: solute carrier family 6 member 19
Exons: 12
Coding region: 159-2069 (636 amino acids)
Biological process (GO): sodium ion transmembrane transport
Cellular component (GO): plasma membrane
Source: RefSeq, a predicted model, not a curated record